Molecule: messenger RNA, 876 nt
Organism: Oppiella nova
Lineage: Eukaryota; Metazoa; Arthropoda; Arachnida; Sarcoptiformes; Oppiidae
Source: the annotation of a GenBank genome assembly
UACAAAGCCGUUGUGGAGGCGGCCAACCAUUUCGGCCGAUUUUUUACGGGUCAGAUCACAGCGGCGGGUAAAGUGCCGCCCGCGAAGGUACUGGUGAUUGGCGGUGGAGUGGCUGGACUGUCGGCCAUCGGCACCGCUAAAAAUAUGGGCGCCAUUGUGAGGGGGUUUGACACCAGAGCUGCUGUCAAAGAACAGAUCGAGUCAUUGGGCGCCGAGUUCUUGGAGGUUGACUUCAAGGAGUCGGGCGAAGGAGUGGGCGGUUAUGCGAAGGAGAUGUCCAAAGAGUUCAUUGAAGCGGAAAUGAAGUUAUUUGCCAAACAGUGCGAAGAAGUAGAUAUUGUGAUCACAACCGCUUUAAUUCCCGGCAAAAAGGCGCCCACUCUUAUCACUAAGAAAAUGAUUGAGAGUAUGAAACCCGGAUCUGUUGUCGUGGAUCUCGCGGCCGAAACUGGCGGAAAUAUAGAGACCACAAAACCGGGAGAAAUCUAUACCUACAAAGAUGUCAUACAUAUUGGUUACACAGAUCUGCCCUCAAGACUACCCACGCAGUCGUCCACUCUUUACGCCAAUAAUAUCAGCAAAUUCUUCCUUUCGAUGACAGAAAAGGAUAACUUUUUCAUUGAUUUGAACGAUGAGGUGGUUCGCGGGGCUAUUAUACUAAAUGAGGGCAAACUAUUAUGGCCUCCGCCACGACCUAAGGAGGUUCCGGCAGCCGCCGCACCUCAAGAGACAAAACUGGCGAAAGCGCCACCAAAAGCGCUACUUCCGGCCGACUAUUUUAGGGCUACUUUCAAAGAUGCCAUUCUAUACACAACCGGUUUAGGCUCUCUCAUCGGUUUGGGAGCAGUCGCGCCCAACGCCGCCUUUACUACAAUG